Molecule: messenger RNA, 518 nt
Organism: Hermetia illucens (black soldier fly)
Lineage: Eukaryota; Metazoa; Arthropoda; Insecta; Diptera; Stratiomyidae
Product: adult cuticle protein 1-like
Exons: 3
Coding region: 16-441 (141 amino acids)
Source: RefSeq, a predicted model, not a curated record
AAUCAAAUAAUAAACAUGAAGUUCGCAGUGGUCGUAGUCUUGUUGGCUGUAGCCCUUGGAAUUGAAGCAUCCGCAGUUGCGUGGGGACCAUGGGGACAUGGUGUUUAUGCUCCAGCACAUGCAGCAGCUGGAACCUGGGAUGGACGUUCAUGGAACUCCCAAUGGGAUAAUGGUCAUUGGGCUGGUGAAGGUGCUUGGGAUGAUGGUCAAUGGCAUGAAGGUGCUUGGGGUGAUCAUGGAGCUUGGGCCGGUCAUGCUGCAUGGGCUGCUCCAGCUGCUGUUACUGCUCAUGCCGCUGUUGUCCCAGCUGUUCACGGAGCAUGGGGUCAUGAAGGUAGCUAUGUAGCUAAGACCCGUGGUGCUGUUCAUGUUGCUCCUUUGGCUGGACAUGCUCACUCUGCUGCUGCCAUCAAUGUUCAUCCAGCCCCAGGAACCGUAUAAAAACACAACUGUCAAUUGUAACCAAACUGCCUCAUCGAUUCAUUGUAAAUAAAAGGAUACUUUUUAUUUAUUGAGAA